GAGCUCAAGCAGUCCACUCGCCUGGGCCUCCCAGAGUGCUAGGAUGACAGGCGUGAGCCACCGCGCCUGGCCUGCCUUUUUCAGGGGCCCCUCCCAGCCAGGUGUCAGCAGAGGCGGAGGAGAGCCAUAGAAGGAGGAGGCUGGGCCACCACCCCAGUCCAAGGCUGCUGGCUCCCAGGCCUGGUGUCGGUGGGAGGGACACAGCAACAGGGGCGGGAACAGCCUGCUGCCUGCCGGGAGCCAAAGCGAAAGGAAAGCACUUGGGCUGGAACUAGGAUAAGAGUCGGAACUGAGACUCUGGGAGAGGGAGUGCACAAGCUACCCGGCAGCACUGGGACCCCAGAAGCUGGGAAGGGAUUCUGACCCUUGUCGCUCAGACACGGGGCUGAGUGGGGUCAGGGCUGGGGAGCCUGCCCCCCCUCGGGGGGGCAGGCCCGGGCCUCAGGCCUCGGUGUUGCCUGGCACCUGGAAGAUGCCCGUGCCCUGGUUCUUGCUGUCCUUGGCACUGGGCCGCAGCCCUGUGGUCUUCUCUCUGGAGAGGCUGGUGGAGCCUCAAGACACCGCCUACUGCUCUCCGGGCCUCUCCUGCCACCUCUGGGAUGGCGAUGUGCUUUGCCUGCCUGGAAGCAUCCUGCCCGCCCCAGGCCCUGUGCUGGUGCCCACACACCUGCAGGCGGAGCUGGUGCUCAGGUGCCACCAGGAGACCGACUGCAACGUCUGCGUCCGUGUGGCUGUCCACCUGGCCGUGGGUGGGCACUGGGAAGAGCCCGAAGACGAGGAGAAGUCUGGAGGAGCAGGCGACCAAGAGCCUGAGGAGCCCAGGAAUGCCUCUCUCCAGGCCCAAGUCGUGCUCUCCUUCCAGGCCUACCCUGCCACCCGCUGCGUCCUGCUGGAGGUGCAAGUCCCUGCUGCCCGUGUGCAGCCCGGUCAGUCUGUGGGCUCUGUAGUAUUUGAUUGCUUCGAGGCUGCCCUGGGGGGUGAGAUGCGGAUCUGGUCCUACACUCAGCCCAGGUAUCAGAAGGAACUCAACCUCACCCUGCAGCUGCCCGGCCCCCAGCCCUACUGGAGGCUUUUCUGUGAUCUCUCCCCAGACUGCAGGGGGCUCGAAGUCCGGAACAGCAUCCAGAGCUGCUGGGCCCUGCCCUGGCUCAGUGUGUCUGCGGAGGGUGAAGAUGUCCGCCUCGUGCUGAACGUCUCUGAGGAGCAGCAUUUCGGCCUCUCCCUGUACUGGAGUCAGGUCCAGGGCCCCCCCAAGCCCUGGUGGAACAGAAACCUGACUGGGCCACAGACCAUCACCUUGAACCACACAGACCUGGUUCCCUGCCUCUGUGUUCAGGUGUGGCCCCUGGAGCCAGACUCGGUCAGGACGGACAUGUGCCCCUUCAGGGAAGACCCGCGCGCGCUGCGGAACGCCUGGCGCGCCGCCCGGCUGCGGCUGCUCUCCCCGCGGAGCUGGCGGCUGGACGCGCCGUGCUGGCUGCACGCCGAGGCCGCGCUGUGCUGGCAGGCGCCGGGCGGGGGCCCCUGCCAGCCGUUGGUCCCGCUGCUGCCCUGGGAGAAUGUCACUGUGAACGAGGCCCGCGAAUUCCCGUUGCUAAAAGGCCACCCUAACCUCUGCGUCCAGGUGAGCCACUGGGAGAAGCUGCAGUUGCAAGAGUGCCUGUGGGCUGGUGAGUGGAGCCUGAAGGCGGCUGGGGCAGACUCCCUGGGACCCCUCAAGGAUGACAUGCUGCUGGUGGAGACUCGAGGGCCCCAGGACAGCCGGUCACUCUGUGCUCUGGAACCCAGCGGCUGCACUUCCCUGCCCAGCGGGGCCUCCACGAGAGCAGCUCACCUCGGAGAGCAGUUACUGCUAGACCUGCAGUCAGGCCAGUGUGUGCAGCUGUGGGAUGAUGACGUGGGAGCCCUGUGGGCCUGCCCCAUGCACAAGUACAUCCACAAGCGCUGGGCCCUGGUGUGGCUGGCCUGCCUGCUCUUUGCCGCUGUGCUUUCCCUCCUCCUCCUCCUCAAGAAGGACCAUGUGAAAGGGUGGCUGAGGUUUUUGAAGCAGGACGUCCGCUCGGGGGCCAGCGCCAGGGCCCCCGCGGCUCUGCUCCUCUACUCGGCUGACGACGCGGGCUUCGAGCGCCUGGUGGGGGUCCUGGCGUCGGCGCUGUGCCGGCUGCCGCUGCGCGUGGCCGUGGACCUGUGGAGCCGGCGCGAGCUGAGCGCGCAGGGGGCCCUGGCCUGGUUCCACGCGCAGCGGCUACAGACCCUGCAGGAGGGCGGCGUGGUGGUCCUGCUCUUCUCGCCCGGGGCCGUGGCGAUGUGCAGCGAGUGGCUGCAGGACCUGGCGCUGGCGCCUGGGGCGCACGGCCCGCACGACGCCUUCGCCGCUUCGCUCAGCUGCGUCCUGCCCGACUUCUUGCAGGGCCGGGCGCCGGGCCGCUACGUCGGGGCCUGCUUCGACGGACUGCUGCGACCGGACGCCGUGCCCUCCCUUUUCCGCGCCGUGCCCGUCUUCUCGCUGCCCUCGCAGCUGCCCGACUUCCUGGGGGCUCUGCAGGGGCCCUGCGUCCGCCGGCCCCGGGGGCUAGCGGAGCGCGCGGAGCGGGUGUCCCGGGCCCUCCAGCAAGCCCUGGACAGCUGCGUCCGGGCCCCGGGGCCGGGUCCCCCAGCGGCGGGGGACCAGACUUGAAUAAAGGCAGACGCUAUUUUUCUA
This is a messenger RNA of Microcebus murinus (gray mouse lemur), 2701 nucleotides long. NCBI's taxonomy places the organism in Eukaryota, Metazoa, Chordata, Mammalia, Primates, Cheirogaleidae. The record is from RefSeq and is a predicted model, not a curated record.